Molecule: messenger RNA, 1972 nt
Organism: Astrephomene gubernaculifera
Lineage: Eukaryota; Viridiplantae; Chlorophyta; Chlorophyceae; Chlamydomonadales; Astrephomenaceae
Source: the annotation of a GenBank genome assembly
UCCCCUUUCCUAAAAAGUCUUCCUUAUGAAAUAUAUCGUCCGCACUUCCUCCUUCUAUUCGCAUAUUGAUCCCUGACUACACAGCAGGCUACCAACCUCGCGACAUCGCUUUUUCCACCCGCGACCAUCACCGUUGUUUCUUUUAUAAUUGUGCUCCUGACUACAAGAAAACGCUGCCGAAUUAGCGAUAACAUAAGAAGCUGCGUGCGGCGCACACAAUUGUGGUCGAAAUCUACUGCCUCGUGGAGUCGCCGAUAAACGAAAUGGCGAUAAAGUGAGGUCCGGAAAUCAAUCAAGUAAGAGAAUGCCAUUUUCAUUUCCGGGCGCAGCAUAUUCGUCGGCGCUGGACUGCAGACAUUAAAAUGGACAUCUUGCGACCUCAACUGCGAGCCCGCAUACUCUUGUCUUCCCUGCGUUCCAUUAUGAACCGCUGCAAAUGAAGGAGAGUAUUACAGCGCCCCCUAGAGAUCGACCCUCCGACUACCGGCUAUGCACUUUCCAGACACCGCAGCAUGCAAGCCCUGCUUACGUUACCAACUGCGACCGACCCCAACCCUACCACCGAAACCUGCAGUAUAGACUGAGGACACGUCUUACAGAGAGGGCAAAGUGGCGGGCGGCAGCGGGCGGUCCACCUAUCGGUCCUCUCCUUCUUCCCCCAGGCGUGUUCCCCACCCUCUGGUGCAUGCAGCCAUCUUCUAGUACCGCUCGAACCGUAGAUAGGCGGACGAUCGGAGAGGGAAAACGCGCGUGCCAGCAGCCCCCGGUUCCAGGCUUCUUCUGGUACCCCUGCAACCAGCCAUACGCCGACGCGCGGAAACCCAGGGCUUAUGCACACGUCCAUGCCAGCAGCCUCCGCUUCCAAAUGAGUACAGCGCCACCGCAUCGGUUGUCCCGUUGCCUCCCGUACCACCGCGCUCUUCCAGUGCAUGCUCCUGCCAUGUAUGCCACCACCGCUGCUUCCCCCCCGCACCUUCUCCUACCCCACCGCUACCACCACCAAUCGGUCUUCUCCUCCUUCCCCCACGCACUUCCUCCACCGUCUGAUGCAGCCUUUGGUACCGCCGCAUCGCCUCCCUCCUCUUUCCUCCCCUCCGACUUCCUGCAUUGCACACCCCGUUGCAACCCGCAAUACGGCAUAUACCUGCAAGCCUACCUUUUCCUUCCCAACGAAAACCCCCACCUAUCCGUGCUGUCCCCCUUCCCCCAGGCGUCUUCUAGUACCGCUGCAGCCAUACAUACGCCGACGGGCGGGGGACGUGCCAGCAGCCCCCGCUUGAAAGGCAAAGGCAAGCAGUAGCCCAGGUUGUUCGAUGCCGCUGGCACAGCACACACCGCGGUGGGUAUCAAGAACGCCGGCGUUUUGUGGAGACGGAGAAAAGCAGCUGGGGCAGAGUGUGUGUUGGGGGCACGGUAAGCUACGGCUUCCUUAUAGAGUGCUCAUUGAUGCAGCAAGGUUGCAUGGGUUCGCGAAUGAGGUUUAAUUGCACAUCCGGGGCGAAAUGUGUGAUACCGGUAGGGGGCGUUGGUGGUAACGGCUCAUGAGGGCGCUGGAGGGAAUCCACCGCGGAUUGGCCUGGACGUUGCCGCAUGUUGCAACCAACCUAUCCCUGGAUAGCCCUUUGCAUCGGCUAUCGAUUGCAAAAGGUGCGGUUAUGAACUGCCAAGUCGCUCAAGAGUUCUGCCGUACCGCGUGUCGUACAAUGGUUAGUUGCUGGAGGGCCUGGUGAACUUGGGAAGCCCGGAUCUGGCCCAUCCCUUCACUGUUCCCAGCCCGGAUUGCGGCUACGGCUUCCUUAUAGAGUGCUUAUUGAUGCAGCAAGGUUGCAUCUAUUCGCGAAUGAGGUUUAAUUGCACAUCCGGGGCGAAAUGUGUGCUACCGGUAGGGGGCGUUGGUGGUAACGGCUCAUGAGGGCGCUGGACGGAAUCCACCGCGGAUUGACCUAGACGGUGUCGCAUGUUGCAACCAAGC